CGCUUGAUGCUAGUGGCGCAAAGUUCCUCCUCUCGGUACCGAAAGAAACAGCGGAGAAACGUCUUUUUCACUCAUUUUUUGUUGUUGAACCGCUCUUGAAGACAACCGAAGCACCCGAAAUGUCUCCCGAUUUCUGCGCAGAAUCACCUCUGAAGAAGAAGCGGAGCUCGCGUGAAAACACAGACUGAGAGCAUCAGCAGCGGUUAGCAGGGACGUUUUGUUUAGUGUUUAGUUUAGUUUUUAAUAUUUUUUUGUUAGCUCUGGUCCGAGUGAAGACACUAACACGAUGGCUUUUUUCGUGAAAAAGAAGAAAUUCAAGUUUCAGACCCAUCUGACGCUGGAGGAGCUGACCGCUGUGCCUUUUGUCAACGGAGUUUUGUUCUGCAAGAUGCGGCUGCUGGAUGGAGAUUUUGUCGCUACUUCUUCCAGACAGGAGGUUCACGAGAACUGUGUUCGCUGGAGGAAGAGGUUCACCUUUGUGUCCAAAAUGAGUGCCAAUCCCCACACCGGCGUCCUGGAUCCUUCUGUCUGCAGGGUGUCAGUCAGAAAGGAACUCAAAGGAGGAAAAGCAUAUACGAAGCUGGGCUUCACAGACCUCAACAUGGCGGAGUUUGCGGGCUCUGGCUCCACCGUGCGCUGCUGUCUGCUGGAGGGAUACGACACCAAGAACACACGGCAGGACAACUCCAUACUGAAGGUGAUCAUUGGGAUGACCCUCCUGUCUGGAGAUCCGUGUUUUAAAACGCCUCCCAGCACAGCAAAGUCCAUCUCCGUCCCCGGGCGAGAACACACCCUGCAGCUGGACUGUAAGGGGGAGGGGACAGCCGAGCCCGGGCCUGCUGGAGGGGUCUCUCUGGGCCGAGCCGCCAAGCCUCGACCCUCCAUCAUCAGUUCAGGUCUCCUUGAAGAAUCAGAGGUAAACCAGUCCGUUCCUGCAGAAAUCUUCCAGUCUGGUCACUCUCGUAACUCCAGCUACGCCAGCCAGCACAGCAAAAUCUCAGGCUACAGCACCGAGCACUCCUGCUCCUCCAGCCUGUCGGACCUCACACACCGCAGGAACACCUCGACAGGAAGCAGCACCUCCGGAGGUUUAGGCUUCACUGCAGAGACGCCUACAGAGGGAGACAAGGACGCCGGACGUCCAGAAAGACCUCCUCGACCCCCGCGGCCUGUCUUACCAACAAACAGGCCUCCCAGGAGGAAGCAGGACUCAGUGGAGAGUCAGCCCUCCUGGGUAGACGACACUCGCAUCGAUGCCGACGACAUCGUGGAGAAAAUUGUCCAAAGCCAAAACUUUGCAGAUAUCAACAACACUGAAGACAGCAACCUGCGGCUGUUCGUCAGCAGAGACGGGACGACUGCGCUCAGCGGCAUCAGGCUCGGGAACAGGGUGUCUGCAGGCGGGUACGAGCCCGUGGUGAUAGAGAGCCAUUAAACCGAGCGGCGGGAAGAGGCGGACGUGUUGACCUGUGGAUGUUGGAUCGUCUCGUCUUCUGUCUCGCUGGUUUUCCCGGAGCUUCAGCCGGUCUGACGCCGUCGGGGGGAAGAAAUUGC
This is a messenger RNA of Plectropomus leopardus (leopard coralgrouper), 1554 nucleotides long. It is a transcript of the gene eeig1a, whose product is annotated as estrogen-induced osteoclastogenesis regulator 1a. The record is from RefSeq and is a predicted model, not a curated record. NCBI's taxonomy places the organism in Eukaryota, Metazoa, Chordata, Actinopteri, Perciformes, Serranidae.